Molecule: messenger RNA, 1950 nt
Organism: Kalmanozyma brasiliensis GHG001
Lineage: Eukaryota; Fungi; Basidiomycota; Ustilaginomycetes; Ustilaginales
Product: Anti-proliferative protein
Exons: 1
Coding region: 1-1950 (649 amino acids)
Biological process (GO): negative regulation of cell population proliferation; negative regulation of mitotic cell cycle
Cellular component (GO): nucleus; cytoplasm
Source: RefSeq, a predicted model, not a curated record
AUGAUCUACGAAGUCGCCGCCGCCGUCGAUCACAUCGUCUCUCUCAUUCAGCACGUGGAGCGUGCUCAGCCCAUCCCUUCCGACGCUCUUGCCGGCUUUGCUUCCACGCUCAAGGACGCGCUCGAGAAGCGUUGUCAGCAAUGCUGGGAACCAGCUGAGCCCGAACGCGGCUCGGCGCUUCGGUCCGUUGCAUGGCAGCUCCACUCUGCGGGCGAAGGCGCUGACCUCGACCUCCUUCGUGCUUUCGCCUCGGUCGUCCAAGCUCAAUCCGGAGGCCAUGUCGUCGGCCCGCAUCAGCACGGCGUCGUGGCACUCGCUCUUCAGUGGCUUCCGCAGGCUUUCACUCUCUGGAUAGACCCUGGCUGCGUCGCUGUUCGUAUGGGCAGCGGUCCCGGUGCUGCCCGAUCCUCCUUCGACUUUGACCUCAUCAAAUCUGGCUCUGCUUUCACAUCCGUCCACGUCAUUUGGGGCCAGAUGGUCGCUCAGCCCGCUGACCGUGAGGCGCCCCUUCUCACUGUCAGCAGCGCUCCUCGUCCUGUUCCCAUUGUCAAGCCGACUGCCACCGUUGCUCAGCCACGAUACCCCACCAACCUCAUCAGCAACGCCCUUCCCACCAAUACCUCCACUGUUGCUUCACGACACUCUCGCUCCCUCUCUACCGCCUCUUCUGCUUCCAGCGUCUGCGGCGGUCUGGUUCGAAGCGUCAGCUAUUCGAGCACCGGUAGCUUCUCCACCGACGCCACCAGCCUCAGCGGUCUCGAGGCCGAGGCGGAUGCCGAGUCGGAAACCUGCCCCAGCCUUUGCUCGCCUUUUUCCUCGCUCGCUUCCAGCCACUGCACUCCGAGCAGCGACCUCGACCGCGAUUCCGUCCACGAUGUCACUGUUGGCGACACCACCGAGCGCUUUGCCGGUGUCCGCCUCUUUGCUGACGAACUCGAGCAGGACGAAGAUGCCGGUGAUGUCACCAUCGGCCUCGCUCCCAUGCUCGGCCUCGAGCUCUCCAAGGGCGUCACCAGCGCCAAGACGCCUGUCGCUGCCUCCACUCCCGUCAAGUGCAACUACACCACCCACGACAAUGGCAAUGUCGGCGUCUUGGGCGGCGGCGUUCGUCUAGGUGGCGGCAGUAAGAGCAACAACAGCGCUUCCGCUCAGCCUCCGCGACACCGUCAGCACUCGUCUUCGAAGAGCAUCAGCCACCUUCAGGGCGGACUCCACAAUCAGCUUCUUCCGGCGUUCAUGCCUCGUCCAGCUUAUCAGUCGAUGGCACGUCAGCCUCAGCACAUGAACGCGGCCAACUACAGUGCCCCGCUGCGAACAGUCCCGCUUCCUGUGGCUCCUCAUCCGCAGCAGCGUCACCUCGCUUACCAGCAGCAGCAGCAACAGCAGCAGUACCACGCUCCUCAGCCUCAGCACGGUGCGAUGGCAUACGCUCGCCCUUCGCAGCUGCCUGCACCCUACGGUUACCCUGCGGUCGCCCAACAGCAGCCGUUCAGCCACUACACCCCUCACCUCGCGGUUUCCUUCCCCUCGGUCGACUCUUCGCUUGUCGACGCUGAAGCCGAUGACGUUGAUCCUGCAUCUGGACGCCGACGUGUGCGCUCCCGGGGUCGCCGCUCGCGUGGUCGUGGUGCCGGUCGAGCUGCGCGUCGUCAAGCAGCCGCCCUUCGCGCCUCGGACCUCAGCACCACUGACGAGUUCUUCGAUGGCGAGGACGACGACGAGGACGACAUCUCGCGCUGCUCCACCCCAGCCACCUCGGACUACACCUCCACCGCCUGCUCGAGCAUCUACUCGAGUGCCACCUCGAGCCCCGUCAAGCAGCUCACCAAGAGUGGCAACCUGAGCAAGCGUGCAUCGAGGACCAACCUCCGAGCCGCCAUCGCCCAGAAGCAAACCGAGAUGGCUUUCGGUCAGGGACUCACCGCCGGCCUUGCCCGUCUCAUGGCCUGA